Molecule: messenger RNA, 2664 nt
Organism: Symbiodinium necroappetens
Lineage: Eukaryota; Dinophyceae; Suessiales; Symbiodiniaceae
Source: the annotation of a GenBank genome assembly
AUGGCUUAUGACAUUGCGCCCCAUGCAGAUGCAAUGCGGCUGCCAACACCUGCACGCGCGGUGCAGAUUCCCGUUGUGCAGUCCUCCACAGCCAUCACGGCUUUAUCUCCCGUGUGUCGCACCCGGGUCAUUCUUCCUACGGACCGGAGUCCCAAGGCAUCUCCGGUGCUCCGUGGCUUCGGCUUUCCUCAGACCGUUGUCCGGAAGGCACCCGAAGUCGCCAAGGCAGAGGCGAAGCCCGAGGCCGUGCAGCUUUUGCAGCCCGAAGUCGCGAAGGAAGCUGCGGCCACCAAGAGUGUCGAUGCUCCCAAGGAGCCCCUCUCGGUCCCGUCGGACGGCACGGCAAAAGAGGAGCAGAAGGAGAUAAACGAGGCCGCCAAAGAAUCCAAGCUGGACGUGCAGACAGGGCAAGGAGAGCACAGGGAUUCGCCGGACCUUCUGGGCGACUUUCGCUCCCAAACCUCCACGCAGGCCUCCGAGGUCAAAUGUGAAUCCCCUCAGAUCGCUGGAGUACCGGUACUCGAGGAGGAGGUUCGUAGUGUGCGGCCCUUGCCGCCGCGGCCACAGCAUGCACCGGACCUCCGUGAAGUGUUGGCAGAAGCUGUUGACGAUCCAGUUGGCUUUGCCUGGGAGUUCCUGCCGGACAGGCAUCCAGUUGAGGCCGAGGGCGAGCGGCGUUUCGUCGGCGAGUGCCUCGCGCGUGUCGGGCUCGAGCUUCAGGCCGGGGCUUCCUUGGCCAAAUGGGUUUUGUUCGGCUUAUGCCUGGCCGCUGCCGGGGUGAUUUUCUACUCAGGUCUCAACACGCAGCGCCAGCAACGGACAUGGAAAUUCAUGAUAUGUGUGGGAGAGAUGCAGGGAGUACCCCCACAAUCGGACAAGUCCUCUUGCACCGGCACGAUGGAAGUUUGGCGAGUAGGCGCUUCGCCGGGCUUCUUUUUCAAUUUUUCCCCGUGGUUUUUUCCACGUUGGCUGGGAGAGCUCCCGCCACUUGCCGAGACGCAGCUUCCGAGGGUGACCAUGGCACUCCCUGAAGUUGUCCUUGCUGGUGACAGCUGCUCCUUGCGCUUCGAUUCGUUGAAUGUGUGCGAGGACGUGGCGCUGCGAGAUGUUGUGGAUGCGGAGGCGUCCCUGGAGAUCUGGAAGGCAGUGCAAGGCCUGGUGCCGGAGACCUUCGAAGGCUGCCGCUUGACCGGUCCUCAUCCCAAGCUGCGGCUGCUGCAGUGCUCCGGCCCAGAUGUGGUCUUCAAGGAGGCGCUAGGUACCACGGUGAAGCUGCUGCGGAAGGCCAUGGGUGUACGAACAAAAUGCACAUUGGAGAUGUUGUAUUCUCGCCUGACUGUCCUCGUGUAUGUCGCUUGCCCAACAGAGCUUUUGCCGCUCCGGGAGCGAGCUUCGAUCUGUGAGACGAGCCAGACACCAGCCGCAGCCAGCCGUGGGCAACAAAGCUCCGAGAAGAAACAGAAAUACCCACACAGGUCAAUUCCGGCUUUACCGGUGGACACCUGCGCUUUGUGGAUGAUGGCGUGGAUGUGGUAUGAAGCCGAAGCCGAGACUACCCAGCCCCAUCAGACGACGACGGGGCUGACUGAUAUGGAAGUCAGGUGGCCCUUUGUGCUGGCUGCGAGGGCUGUGGGGCGUGGCUUCUCUGUGGCCAGUUCGGAAGUGUGCGACUUCCUCAGUCGACCAGCCUUGGUUGAGCGCACCCUGGCCUUCGUCGGCACGAAGCGCCAAGAGUUGAGUCGACUGGUUGCUGACGCCGGAAGCGGGCCGCAAGAUGCGCGACGACUGGAGGAGCUGCUGGACUUCGUCUUGGCUUACGACACGGAGGAUCUUGGGGAUAUCUUGGGAGGCCGUGGCUUCAUGUCCAUGACCAUGGCCCUGGCAACGCCGGCGCUCAGGUUGAAAGCAUACAAGGCCUGGGAAGCAGCACGCUGUCUUCACGGUGAUGAGAAGUGCGUCUUACUGGCGGAGACCUUGCUGAAGGAUACUUCCGACCCCGAUCCGGAGGUACGGUUGGCUUCUGUGGGCUCCUACUUCUUCCUCAUCCCCAAAGAGCAUGAAGAGGUGCGAUCUCAAGCGAUCACCAAAGUCCUGGAGCAGGAGGAGGACCCCGCAGUGCGCCACCGGGCCGUGCAGGGCAUCGCCAACUUAGUACAGGCCGCCAAGCAAAGUGCGGAGGAGGUGGCGACACUCCGCCAAAGCUAUGCGGAGACUUUGAGGAAGAUCGCAUCUUCCGCGUCUUCCUCCUUGGAAACUUCUCUGGCCCUCCGUGCCCUCGCAGAGCUGGCCAUGAGCCAGCCCGUCCUCCUGCUGGGUUGCUGGUGCUGGUUGCAGAAGCUCUUCUUUCGAGAUGGCCGUGGCUGCGUUCACCCGGUUUCAACCUGGUAUGUGCAGAAGAGAGAGGACUUGACGCAGCUCCACUGCCGACUUGAGGCCUCGGAGACGGAAAACGUACCGCUCCAGGUCCUGCGCGUGGUGCUCGAGGAGACGCUGCAGGAAAGAGUUCGACGGGGUGGACAAGGCAUUUUCGUGCAAGCUGGAGUGAUGAUGUCCAUGGGCAACAAGAAGGUGGUGAAGAUCGCAUGCAGUUGCGACGGCAGCGAGGGCCACCUGUCAGUGUGUUGGGAUUGGGAUGUCAAGCUUGAGCCAAAGUGCGACCAUUAG